AAGAUUAUUUUAACAAUAGCUAUAAUUGAACUAAAUUUAAAAAUGUUUUCUUGUGGAUUAAGAUUGCAAGAGUUAUUUCUCACUUUCUCGAACAAAACUUUAAACCAGAAAAUUUACAAAUGCUUACAGUAGGAAAUAACAAAGCCAUUCUUUUCCAAAUUAAAAAAGAGGUAUCUGAAAAGGAAGUUUAGAAAAUGGGUGCCCAGAGAAGGAGUUGUUAUUAGUAGGAUCAAGGUUGGGAUUCUAACUGCUCUUUAAAAUGUUCAACAUCAUAGGACCAAAAAAGCAUAUGUAUAUUGAUUUACUUGUUUCUUCAUCCAACCCAAAACCCAGUGCCCUCGAGUCAAUUCUGACUCAUAGCGGCCCUAUAGGACAGAGUAGAACUGCCCCACAGAGCUUCCAAGGAGUGCCUGGAAGAUUCAAACUGCCGACCCUUUGGUUAGCGCCGUAGCACUUACCCACUAUCACUUUUAAAUCUAUAAGCAACAAUGCUUUUCUUAACUUAUAAUUAAUUAUUCUAUCACCAGAUCUGAUGAAAUUCAGAAGGAAUUUAGCCAUGAGAAACCACACAAUAAUAACAACAUUCAUUCUAGUAGGAUUGACUGAUGACCCUAACUGGCAAACAGUAAUUUUCCUUUUUCUUUUUCUAACAUACGUAUUGAGUGUUACUGGAAAUCUGACCAUUAUCCUGCUCACUCUAUUGGAUCCCCACCACAAGACACCCAUGUAUUUCUUUCUCUGGAAUUUUUCAUUCUUAGAAAUGUCAUUGACAUCUGUGUGCAUCCCCAGAUACCUGGUCAGCAUACUGACUAUGGAUAAAACGAUAUACUAUGAUGCUUGUGCUGUACAAAUAUUUUUUGCCAUCUUCUUGGGUGCAUCAGAGUUUUUUCUGCUGGCUUCCAUGUCCUAUGACUGCUAUGUGGCCAUCUGCAAACCCCUACAUUAUACAACCGUUAUGAGCAGCAGAGUCUGCACCAAGCUGGUCAUUAUGUCCCAGGUGGCUGGGUUGUUAACAAUCUUUCCUGGGCUUAUCAUGGGUCUGAAAUUGGGUUUCUGUGAUGCCAAUAUUAUUGACCACUUUUACUGUGACUGUGCUUCUGUCCUGAAACUCUUCUGCACAGUCACAGGGGUCUUCGAAAUGUUGGGUUUUAUUUCAGCUAUGGUCACACUGCUGAUUACACUGGCACUGGUGAUACUCUCCUAUGCAUACAUUCUGAGAACAAUCCUGAAGAUCCCUUCUGCCCAGCAGAGGAAGAGGGCUUUUUCCACCUGUUCCUCCCACAUAAUUGUUGUCUCUACCUCUCAUGGCAGCUACAUUUUUACGUAUAUGUUACCUUCUGCAGAGGAGAGGGUCGCUUUAAACAAGGGGGCAGCAGUAGUCAAUCUUUCACUUAAACACCUGUUUUAAAUCCUUUCAUACACAUCCUAAGAAACAAACAAGUGAAACAAGCACUGAAAGAUAUAACUCA
Molecule: messenger RNA, 1469 nt
Organism: Loxodonta africana (African savanna elephant)
Lineage: Eukaryota; Metazoa; Chordata; Mammalia; Proboscidea; Elephantidae
Product: olfactory receptor 6C76-like
Exons: 1
Coding region: 533-1408 (291 amino acids)
Biological process (GO): G protein-coupled receptor signaling pathway
Cellular component (GO): membrane
Molecular function (GO): olfactory receptor activity; G protein-coupled receptor activity
Source: RefSeq, a predicted model, not a curated record